Neurospora hispaniola is the source of this 1247-nucleotide messenger RNA. RefSeq names its product bacterial bifunctional deaminase-reductase. Bases 288 to 1247 code for a protein of 319 amino acids. Lineage: Eukaryota; Fungi; Ascomycota; Sordariomycetes; Sordariales; Sordariaceae. The record is from RefSeq and is a predicted model, not a curated record. The transcript has a single exon. Gene Ontology annotation, biological process: riboflavin biosynthetic process. Gene Ontology annotation, molecular function: 5-amino-6-(5-phosphoribosylamino)uracil reductase activity.
GUGCAAAUCCAUGAAUCCACCAUCGUAAGCUUCACCAAUUGGCCUUGGCAUUUAUCGAUCACGCAUGCUCUUUUCACCAAUAUCAGGUUUCGACACUCACCACUCCUCAGUUUCUAAAACACAGCGGGGGGAAGAGAGAAGAAUAAAAUAAACCGGUCAAUAUUCUGCAUACAACCCCUACUUGGACUCUCAGUUCGCUCGUGGGAGGUGAGAGCUAUAGCCAACAGUCACCUUGUCAUCAAACAACAUCAUUUUCUCCUUACAGCAAAACAACGGCCCAAAUCAAAAUGACUUCCGCCGUCUCUCCAACAGAACCUCAAGGGACACCCUCCCUCUCUGACGGGCUCCUCCACUUCCCCACCUCCUCGGCAUUGAAGCUCGAACCGCAUCUUCCACCGCCGCGUUCAUCACCAUCUCCCACGAUCACCAUGACCAACAGCAACCCCAACCAAAAGCCCUUUGUAACCCUGACCUUCGCCACUUCCCUCGACUCCUCUCUCUCCCUCGCGCCCGGUGUCCGCACCACCCUAUCCGGCCCGCAAUCCAAAGCCAUGACGCACUUCCUACGCUCUCGCCAUGCCGCCAUCUUAGUGGGAGUUGGAACCGCCGUGGCUGAUGAUCCGGGGCUUAACUGCAAGAUACUUUCCCCUUUGUCCUCUUCGCCAGAAGGGGUAGGAAAUGGAAAGCGGGAACAGCAUCCUAACCAGCCCCGACCUAUCAUCCUCGAUCCAUCUGCGCGGUGGGAGGUCUCAGAGAAGAGUAAAGUUGUCCAGCUUGCUAGACUGAAACAGGGAUUGGGGCCGUUUAUUUUUACCGCGAAAGAGGUGGGGGAGGUGCCGGAGGAGAGGAGGGCGGUGGUGGAGGGGGUUGGGGGAAAAUAUGUGCGUGUUGAGGGUUUGAAACUCAAGGGCGAGGGCAAGGGCGAAGGGGCAACGAGUAGAGAAAGUUUUGCCUGGGCUGAUGUGCUGCGGACGAUUAAGGAGGAAGGCUUGGAUAGUGUGAUGAUAGAAGGGGGAGGAAGUGUGAUUAAUUCGUUGCUGUCGCUGGAGCAGGCAGGAGAGCAGGAGUUGGUGGACUCGGUGAUUGUCACAAUUGCGCCGACGUGGUUGGGGGCUGGAGGAGUGCUGGUUUGCCCUCCGAGGGCGGUAGGGAGGGAUAGGCAGCCGGCGCCGCCGGUGAGACUUAGGGAUGUGUCGUGGCAACCGUUGGGGGAGGAUGUGGUGUUGUGUGGUAAAAUCCUGAGGUAG